AUGCAGGAUUGGGAUUUAUCUGGUGUCCCAUGUAAGCAUGUUGUGUCAGCUAUUAACCAUAAGAGAGGGAAUAGGCCUGACACUUAUAUAGACAAGUGUUACAUGAAGGAGACAUUCCUAAAGGCAUAUGAGAACAUCAUACAACUUGUGAAUGGAAUGGACCUAUGGGAAAGAACAGAUUUCCCUGAAAUCUUACCUCCUAAGUACAAUAGACAACCAGGCAGACCACCCAAGGUUAGGAGGAAAGAGUCUGGUGAAAAAGAGACCAAGACAGGUGGGAAGAAGCUAGGAAGAUACAAAGACUCUCUCAAAUGUGGUACAUGUGGCCAAAAGGGUCAUAAUUCAGUAACAUGUCAUAGACAUAAGCCACCAAAUGAAAGAACCCAACUUGGAAAGAAAAAAAAGGCUAAGUCUGCUGUUGGAAGUUUUAUCCCAUACCUGACAAUUAUGAUGUUGAGAUGGAGAGGAAGAAUAAAAUGA
This is a messenger RNA of Prunus mume (Japanese apricot), 480 nucleotides long. NCBI's taxonomy places the organism in Eukaryota, Viridiplantae, Streptophyta, Magnoliopsida, Rosales, Rosaceae. The record is from RefSeq and is a predicted model, not a curated record.